ACCAUUAAACACCAGUGGUUUGGGUCAGAUCGAUGAAAGACAUUGGACUACACCACAUUACUAUAUACAAUUUACAGCAUUUCCCGGAUAUAAAACGUAUAGGCCUCUACUUACGAGUGGUAUCAUAUUAAUCGGCGCCACAGUGAAGCACAGCUUAAUAGACGUGCGUGCUACACUAUGGGCUGUGGUUCUUCCAAAUCGCUGGACGUACCAUCAGGCCCAUCAGAUUACAAAUACAUGGUCCAAAAGACGUGGGACCGGGUGCAAGGAACCGUCGACAGCAAAAUGAACGGCGACAAACGAAAGCUGGUGGUCAAACGAUCGGGAUGGAAAACGGUCAGAAUAUUUGUAUCGUCCACCUUCAAGGAUUUCCAUGCAGAGCGAGAAGUUCUCGUGAAAGAGGUUUUUCCUGACUUGAGAACUUGGUGUGAAAAGAGGAGAAUUCAUCUGGUGGACUGUGAUUUAAGAUGGGGUGUUCCAAAAGACACAACUUCAGAGGAAACACUGAGGACAUGCCUUGGAGAGAUAGACAGAUGCUACCAGGAUAACAUCAUGCCCUUCUUCCUCAAUCUUACAAGCGAGCGUUGUGGCUGGAUACCCACAGCUCAGGAUGUACCGGAGGCACUGUCAAGGGAAUACCGCUGGGUACAUGGUCUCUCAGUAACAGAGAUGGAGAUCCUCCACGGAGCAUACAGGAUAGACAACCCUAAUUCCCUCUUCAUGAUCAGAGACACCAAAUUCUUGAAGACACUGCCAGCUGAAUUCAGGGAUGAGUUUGUUGACCCUAACCCCAUUGCCCCUCACAAGAUGGAGGUCCUUAAACAAAUGCUCAAGAACAGACUCGGAUCACGUGUAAACUGGUAUGAUGUGGAAUAUGCCGGGGUCGAUGACGACGGAAAGGUGGAACUGAACGGGCUCCAAGAGAACUUCGCAAAGAUUGUGUAUGACUUUUACCAUAAACGAAUUGAAGAGCAGUAUCCUCUUCUUGAGACCAAUCUGGAUCCCUACCAAUCAACCAAAGAAGCUCAUGAAUCAUUCCUGAAGAGCCGCGGGGGCUCGGUGCUGGGUAGGAACGAGAUCCUGGAACAGAUCCAGGCCUACGUGACGAGCGUGGGAGACAGCAGAGCCCUGGUGAUGAGCGGAGGGGCAGGCUGCGGCAAGUCGUCCAUCAUGGCUCGUACUGCAGACGUAGCACAGACCAUGGCCUUAAACAAACGCAUCCCAGGUGGAGGGGAAACUGGUUGGCAUGUCUUCUACCAUUUUGUUGGAGCUAUCCCAGGAUCCACAUCCCUGGAGCUGUGUCUCAAACGACUUCUCAAGGAGCUCAAAGCUUUCAAUGAAGCCACCAUGCCCAAGAAUCUGGAGGCUUGCUGUCAGCUGGCUUGUGGAGUGUUGUCAAACCCGAAGACACAACCUAUCAUCGUCAUCAUUGAUGCACUUAAUCAGUUUGAUGAUGAUAAAACCACGUCUGUCCUUAGCUGGCUCCCCAGGAAGCUAGCCCCUCAGGUCCGGGUCAUCCUGGCUAUGAUCGACGAUACACCACCUCACAAGGAGCUCCACGAGAGGGCCAUCAAACCUGAGGAGAUCAUCGUCACACCCCUUGAUAUGUCGGCCAGACAGCAAAUUGUAACCGAGAUGCUGGGCAAGUACAACAAGAAGUUAGGAGAGGAUCAGAUGGCCAGCCUCCUGUCCAAGGAAUCGUCCCAGAACCCUCUCUGGCUGUCCGUGGCGUGCGAAGAGCUCCGAGUCUUUGGUCUGUUUGCCAAGGUGACGGACAAGAUCAACAGUCUGGCCGAUGGCCUCCUAGAGUUGCUGGAGCAGGUGUUCACCCGCUUUGAGGAGGAGAAUGGAGGCAUGCUCCUGGUGGCUACCCUGUGCCUCCUGGAGUGCUCCGCUACAGGUCUCCUGGAGACGGAGCUUCUCCUGGUCCUGGGAGACGAGGAUAACCUCAUGCCUGCGGACAAGGACGAAGACAACAGCAAAGAUCGUGGAGAGAAAGAGAAGGGUAACAAGGAUGCCUCUCCCCUUCCCGCGAUGAAGUGGGCCGUGGUGUACCGGGCCCUCAAGCCGUUCAUCAGGCCGUUCGGAGACAGCGGAGAAGGCAGGCUGGACUUCUACCACAGAGCACUCAGCAAAGCAGUCAGGAAGAAGUACUUUGACAACACAACAGCCAAUCGAGUGUGUGACAGAUCAUGGUGGCACAAGAGACUUGCGGACUUCUUCACAGACGUCAAGUCUGUGGAUAGGAAGGUGGAGGAACUGCCCAUCCAUCUGCUGGCCAUCAGAGACCUGGACAGACUGCAGAAGUUCUUGACGGACUGGUCGGUCUUUGACAGUCUCUACAAUGAGGACUACAGCACGGUACUGCUGAAAUACUGGAGAGAGGGUUUUGGCGCAGACUGGCAGGACAAGAUACUAGCGACGUACAAGGAAUCGAUGCAGAAGUUUGCCGAUGAGCAUGAAUCCAAGGAGGAUAUUGCCAGGAGAUAUGAGCAAGUUUCCAGAGUCAUCAACCAGUCGGGCAAGCACAUGGAAGCCUAUGCUCUGCUUGAGAAGGCCAUGGAGAUAGAGCUGUCCGAGCUGGGAGCCAGACCUGAGCGUAUGGUGGAGCUAUACCAUCUGGCGUGUAUAGUCUAUGAUGAGAAACUGAAGCUGUACGAGUAUGUUGAUCCUAUUCAGCUGAAGGAGCUCAGACCGGCGAUCAACUUUGCUCGCAAGUCUAUCGCUAUCAGGGAGACACUGGAAGGAGAGGUUCACAAGUACAAGCAUGGCCGUACACUGAUCCAGCUGGCUUUCAACCUCCAAGCCUGGAUGGAGUGUGGUGGGGACAACACCCUGAGCGAAGCAGAAGCUCUCGCAGAGGCCAAGGUCAACAUCGAGAAGGCAAUGGACAUCUUCAAGAAGCUUGGUUCCGACGGUCAUCUUGCCGAUGCGACGAUGACCAAAGGAGUCCUGGAGGAGAGAGGCUGUCAAGGACAAGUGGAUCUCUACAUGGAAGCCUUGGACCUGUGUCUUCAGGCGUACGGUGAGUUCUGCGUCCUGACGAGUCGACUCUACCUCAACAUAGGCAUCAUGUAUGAAGAUAGACGGGACUACAAGGAAGCUUAUCACUGGUUCAUCAAGUGGCAGGAUGUCUGCGAAGAGGUGUUUGGGUAUCACCACCCGCGUACGGCGCGUUGUCGCAGCUGCCUGAAGGAGGCCCGAUACGUCUUCGUAGCGAGACAGGUCGAAGCGGAGAGGGCCAAGAACCAGAGGAACGCUGAACAGGGCAAUGAAGCCGCCGAGGAUCGAGGACUCAUCAUAGACGAUGAGUGAUGAUGAAGAUUGGUGAUUUCUGCUCUUAAACAUCAUGGCAAACAGUACUCCUAAGGGAAUAGAGUGCUUUCGCAAAGAUGACGGAAGCAAAGUCGAUGGGAGAAUUACGGCGAUACAGCUCUUCCGUCGUGUUUAGGGAACGAACGCUAUCAUGGCUGCGUACGGUCGUGAAAAUGAACAAGAAGGAGAAAAUUCUGGUUCGCGUAUGCGCAGAUUGUUUUUCGCGCGCGUUAAUGUUGUCUUUGCCUUCCGUCGUGUUUGCGAAAGUACCCUAAUGACCAGUUGUAUGACGUAUGCUGCUUUGGCAAUUUCUCUGUGGUAAUGUUGUAUACAAAGAGAAUCUUUAUUCCUAGAGCCAACACUACACCUAAACCAGAGGUCCCUUAAAUAUAUUGAAAAUUCCCUCAAGUUUUAUUACAGGGUUCUGCUUGAGUAAUGAUGCGUCAUUGAUGACCCUUAUCACUUUAUUAUUCACUAAUGAUGUAAUGUCUAAGACCAUAGUCUAUUUUACGAACACUUCACAAAGUGCAUUUCCCAAGAAAUAUGGUAAUUUAUUUCUAGAGAUAAAUGGAAAGGUUUUAAAUCACAUUAAUACACUGCUCUUCUGGCAAUACAGUACAUUUUGUAAUUUCCUCUGUUUUGAAAGAAUGGGUGAUUAUGUUUUAGAAAAUGAUUGAUAUCAUAUUGCUGUUGAAUGGAAAGAACAUGUUGUAUAUUUAACACUGAAAGUUGGUUUUUCAGUCCCCCUUUUACAUUUUAUUUGGCUCUUUGAUAAUUUUUCACUUUCCUACAAUUAUUAUUAUGAGAGGUUUUUUUUAAAUCAUCCCCAGUGUAGAAUGGGUGACACUGGUUUUAGCCAAAGGAUUUAAAGACCCAUAGUCACUGUUCUCAUGGGGUAUUUAACACCAUUCGGGUGUUAACCCAUUAAUAGUUUUUUACAUAUCAAUCACUCAAAAGUCGUCAGUAUUUACGAUCGACUGGUCUCAAGGAUUGUUCUGCGCCCUCCCUAUAAGAAAUCUAAUCAUUGUAACUUUCCUUCACCGUCGAGAUUCGAAGGCAAGGUGAAAUGCUUUCUCGGUGGGUCACAGUUCAGCUCCCCAGGAGACCUGUAUACGUACAUUAAUCGGUCAUGUCGGUAUAAAUUCAACCACGUUUGGUGUUGGUGAAUACACGUGGAAACAGGGGACUGUGUGGCUUUAAGAAGAAUAGCUUGAAGUUAACAACUCAGGAAACAGGGUGUAAUUGUGUUUAGAAUCUAGGGCAUGAAUGUGUAGCCUGUUAAUCAAUGCAAAUGACAAAUUAUAUUGCAUUUGGCUGUUACAUUUUUUAUUUGAUGGUAGAAUAUUUAUAUGAAAUGUGAUAAAGAAAUGCAGUACAUGUGUUUUUCAAGGAAUUCAUGAUAACAAGCCGAACGUACAUGUUCACAUAUUUUUGACUCUCCUGAAUAUAGAUGUUCAGGCUGCUAUCAAUGAUAUUAAUUCUCUGUGUAAAAUAGUACUGCCUUCUUAUCAGCUAAAUGUCAGGUUGAGUAUUAGCUUUUUUGGUUAUCAUUAUUUGUUUCUUUUUCUUAUUUUCUCCUAAC
This is a messenger RNA of Strongylocentrotus purpuratus (purple sea urchin), 4897 nucleotides long. Its product is annotated as telomerase protein component 1. The record is from RefSeq and is a predicted model, not a curated record. Gene Ontology annotation, molecular function: protein binding. The transcript has 24 exons. Gene Ontology annotation, cellular component: Cul4-RING E3 ubiquitin ligase complex. Lineage: Eukaryota; Metazoa; Echinodermata; Echinoidea; Camarodonta; Strongylocentrotidae. Bases 178 to 3315 code for a protein of 1045 amino acids.